AUGGAAGAAGCCGUCGUGUCCGCGGUCGUCGCCGACGCGGUGGGCAGGGCGAUAACCUUCCUCGCGGGGCGGCUCCGGGACCGGCGGGGCGUCGAGGGCAAGCUCUUGCGGCUACGGCACCUCGUCGUCAAGCUCGAGAGCGCGGCGGAGGCCGCCGACGCGCGGCGGAUCGCGAGCCGCGCGCUUCUCGAGUGGCUCUCGGAUCUCGCCGACGGCGUGCACCGAGGGCGCUACUUCCUCGACGUGUUCGGCGGCGGCGAGCGCCUGCGCGUCGCGGCCAGGAGGAUGCUGUUCCGCGGCGGCGGCGGCGGCGCUGGCGAGCUCGACGGCGUCCUCGCGAGCGUGGAGGGCGUUUCCUGCGAUCUUGCCGAGUUCAUCAUGCUGCUGCAGUGCUGCCCGCCGGCGCUGCACCGGCCGCUGGCCACGAACAUCUACGUGGAUUGCCAGAUGUUCGGCCGGCACCUCGAGAGGCGCCGCGUCAUCGACUUCUUGCUGCAAGACGACGACGGCGGCGAUGGAGGCGGCGAUCUGGGCGUUCUUCCGAUAAUCGGCGCGCCGGCCUGGGGAAGACCACCCUCGUGCAGCACGUCUGCGACGAGCCCGCCGUGCGCCGCCGCUUCUCGCUGA
Setaria italica (foxtail millet) is the source of this 627-nucleotide messenger RNA. RefSeq lists its product as uncharacterized. The coding region runs from base 1 to 627 and encodes 208 amino acids. The record is from RefSeq and is a predicted model, not a curated record. NCBI's taxonomy places the organism in Eukaryota, Viridiplantae, Streptophyta, Magnoliopsida, Poales, Poaceae. The transcript has 2 exons.